This is a messenger RNA of Daphnia carinata, 2305 nucleotides long. Its product is annotated as death-associated protein kinase 1-like. NCBI's taxonomy places the organism in Eukaryota, Metazoa, Arthropoda, Branchiopoda, Diplostraca, Daphniidae. Gene Ontology annotation, cellular component: IRE1-TRAF2-ASK1 complex. The record is from RefSeq and is a predicted model, not a curated record. Bases 107 to 2305 code for a protein of 732 amino acids. The transcript has 6 exons. Gene Ontology annotation, biological process: intrinsic apoptotic signaling pathway in response to endoplasmic reticulum stress; IRE1-mediated unfolded protein response; protein phosphorylation. Gene Ontology annotation, molecular function: protein serine/threonine kinase activity; ATP binding; RNA endonuclease activity.
UAUCAACUAAAGGCAUUGGUCAAUUGUAGAGGUUUUAAAGGAAGCCUUCACAACAAUGUCAUUCGAAAAUUAUACAUUGCGGAACUAUUGAGUUAUCCUGUAUUUGAUGAGUACCGAAAGUAUGGCGGAUGGCUUAGGUCAGGUGUUUGAAAGAAAGUUCGGAGUUCGCGAUGAUGAAACAAAAAUAAUUCGAGUAUAUCGUGUCCACAAAAAUAAAGAAGAAGCUUUGCUGAAGUUAAAUCACCCAAACAUCAUCAAACUUCUCCAAUGUGGAAGUGACGAUGAGUAUAUGUACUAUGGAUUGGACCCAUGUUUGGUCACCUUAGAUCAACUAUUCUUGAAGUCGAAUGAUGCAAGAAAAUACAAGCCACAUCAUAUCGAUGGUUUGCUUCAAUUAGCUUCUGGUCUCGGAUACCUCCAUUCAAAUAAUUUAGUUCACGGAGACAUCAUACCAGAAAAUGUCGUGAUAGUGGUGGAAUCUGCUAACCAAGAUGAGGUUACCCUCAAAUGGACAAAUUUUGGGCUGAUCAGAAGUAUCAGUGAAGCAAAGCAAAACAGUCCCAUCAGAAGAAAUAGGGCAUGGUUAGCACCCGAGUUGCUUCAAUUGACAAGACAUGAAGGAAAUGUAGAUGAAAUCAGUUAUCCAGUAAGCGUCAUGAGCGACGUUUUUGCACUGGGACUUGUUUUCGGUAGUCUAUUCUUGAACGGCGAACAUCUCUACGGUUCCACCGAAAAUGAAAUUGCCGACAACAUAGUUAAAGGAAAUCCCAUCAACAUGCAAAAAAUGGAUGGCAAAUUAUGCGGCUGUUACGGGAAUGAGCUAUUGGCACAAAUGUUGAGAAACGACCCCAAUGAAAGAAUAACAUCAAAAGAAGUAGUCGUUCAAUUACACUCGAUCAAGAAUAAGCUCAUUGGAAAAGAAAAAGAAUUGCUUGAAUUGUGUGGGCAUGAUUCGCGAUUGGAUUUAACGGGAAAAAUAAAAGAAUUAAUUCAGUUCGGAAUUAACCUGAACGCAAAGGACAAAGAAGGAAGGAAUGCGCUUCACCUUUUGUGUCGGUACUAUUUAAACCCUAAAUUAACCAACGCAAUUCAACUUGUAAUCGAAAGCGGGAUAGACUUGAAUGCAAAGGACAAUAAUGGAAUGAAUGCCAUUCAUUAUUUGUGUCGAUACAAUUCAAGCCAAUACUUAUUCGACGCUAUUCAAAUUUUGAUUCAAUCCGGAAUCGACGUGAAGGCAAAAACUAACGAUGGAUCAAAUGCGCUCCAUUAUUUGUGUCGAGACAAUUCUAGCCUAAAUUUAUCCAAAGCAGCUAGGAUUUUGGCUGCAUUAGGAGUGGAUCCGCUGGCAAAGGACAAACAUGGAUGGACUGUGUUGGAUUAUUGGUGUAAUAACGAGAAGAAGGAAUUGAAAAUUUGGAUCGAUCGCGCUGUUCCUCUAAUAGGGGAAGGUUACUUUGGCGCGGUAUUUAAAGGGAAAUUCGAAGGUCGCGAAGUUGCAGUAAAAAGAGUUGAAAUACGUCAUGUGAAGAAAAUAGAAGAAGAAGCUUUGCUAAAGUUAGAUCAUCCAAACAUCGUCAAACUUUUUCACUGUGAAGAGGACGCUGACUUUAUGUACUACGCAUUGGAAUUAUGUGACGCUGCUUUAUAUCAACUGUUUCUCAAUUCGGAUGAUCCCAAAAAAUACAACGGACGUAUGCCACGUCAAAUUGAAGUUUUCCAUCAAUUAGCUACAGGCCUGACAUACAUCCAUUCAAUGAAAUUAAUUCAUCGAGACAUUAAACCGAGCAAAAUCCUCAUCAAGCAAAAGCCUGGAGAAGAUGAAUCAAUAAUAAUGAAAUGGUCUGGUUUUGACGUAGCCAAAUCCGUAAACGAAAAGGGAUAUCAUUCGUGGACUGGAGUGAUAGGAACCAGAAAAUGGUACGCACCCGAAGUGCUGGAAAAGCUCAUCAAAGGAAAAAAAUCGGACAACGAAGAGUUUUGGGGAACCGUCAAGAGCGAUGUGUUUUGUCUCGGCCUCAUCUUCGCUUAUAUUUUGUUGGAGGGAGAACAUCUAUUCGGUUCAAGUGAAUAUAAAAUUCACCAGAACAUAAUUAGAAACGAUCCGGUGAAUAUGAAGAAUAUUGAUGCCGAAGUGCGCAAAUAUUAUGCGGAUGACUUACUAACGAAAAUGUUGGAAUACGAUCCGGAAAAAAGAAUUAGUUCGGCAGAAGUCGUCCAACAACUGGAAUCCAUCAAGAAAAAGGUAAUAUUAUUUUUUUUUAAGUUAGAGAGUAGCAACUUUGGCAAUCGAAUAUUUUUUAAAUGA